This is a messenger RNA of Pelobates fuscus (common spadefoot toad), 1139 nucleotides long. It is a transcript of the gene RPLP0, whose product is annotated as ribosomal protein lateral stalk subunit P0. The coding region runs from base 148 to 1092 and encodes 314 amino acids. Gene Ontology annotation, biological process: ribosome biogenesis; ribosomal large subunit assembly; cytoplasmic translation. The transcript is spliced from 8 exons. The record is from RefSeq and is a predicted model, not a curated record. Gene Ontology annotation, cellular component: cytosolic large ribosomal subunit. Gene Ontology annotation, molecular function: large ribosomal subunit rRNA binding; structural constituent of ribosome. Lineage: Eukaryota; Metazoa; Chordata; Amphibia; Anura; Pelobatidae.
UUCGCCGUGCGCUCUGAUUGGUCGUGCUCCCCUGAUAUAAAAACCGUUCUUGCCGUGCGCGCUCCCUUUCACCUCCCGGAGCCCUAGUGUGAGGUUAUACCUUGUCUUUAAACCCUUUUUGUGGCAAUCCUUGGAAGCACUGACAAGAUGCCCAGGGAAGACAGGGCUACGUGGAAGUCCAACUAUUUUCUUAAAAUAAUUCAAUUGCUUGAUGAUUUUCCAAAAUGCUUCAUCGUGGGGGCGGACAAUGUUGGUUCAAAACAAAUGCAACAGAUCCGUAUGUCCCUGCGAGGGAAAGCUGUAGUUUUGAUGGGAAAGAACACAAUGAUGCGCAAAGCUAUUCGUGGACACCUGGAAAAUAACUCUGCUCUGGAGAAGCUGCUGCCUCACAUCAAGGGUAAUGUGGGCUUUGUUUUCACCAAGGAGGAUCUUGCAGAAGUUAGAGACCUGCUGUUGGCCAACAAGGUGCCAGCCUCUGCUCGUGCAGGAGCAAUUGCUCCAUGUGGGGUCACCGUUCCUGCACAGAACACUGGUUUGGGCCCUGAGAAGACCUCCUUCUUCCAGGCUUUGGGUAUUACCACCAAAAUUUCCAGAGGAACAAUUGAAAUCUUGAGCGACGUGCAACUGAUUAAGACUGGAGACAAAGUGGGUGCCAGCGAAGCCACACUCCUGAACAUGUUGAACAUCUCACCCUUCUCUUUCGGUUUAAUUAUUCAGCAAGUUUAUGACCAUGGCAGUGUGUAUAAUCCAGAGGUACUGGACAUUACAGAAGAAGCUCUUCAUGCCCGCUUCCUUGAGGGUGUUCGCAAUGUGGCCAGUGUUUGUCUUCAGAUUGGAUAUCCCACCAUUGCUUCAGUGCCUCACUCAAUCGUCAAUGGGUAUAAGAGAGUUCUUGCUGUUGCUGUGGAAACGGAUUACAGCUUCCCAUUGGCUGACAAGGUCAAGGCAUUCCUGGCAGAUCCAUCUGCUUUUGUUGUAGCUGCCCCAGCUGCUGAGACAGCUGCAGCACCUGCUGCUGCCCCGGCUAAAGAGGAAAAGCAGGAAGAAUCAGAAGAAUCUGAUGAUGAUAUGGGCUUUGGGCUCUUUGACUAAUUCUAACUGUGGUUUAUGCCAUCAUAAAUAAAGAACUCUACAGCUGA